UUCACGCUCUCUCACCUUCCUCUCCUUCUCUCUCUCCACUCGCUGUUUCAACACGAAAACAGGGGGCUCUCUCCUUCUCUAUCUCUCUCUGGAUCUCGAAAUUAUUGUGGAUUACAGAAAUUACGAACCCUAAGAAGGCCUGGUUUUUGAAACAAAAACCAGGUCUUGCGUGAAUUUUGUUCAACAACAAUUUAGAUCCGAAAGUUUGAGUUUUUAAGCUCAUUCAGUUUAAUUUCUUCCCGACCCCCUUUGGUGUCUGAAUUUCAGAAUAUUUGUAAGAUUUCUCUCGCGAGGUCCUUUGAGCUCCGUCUUCGACAAUGAAUGACCUUUUAGCGGAUUCUUUUGAGAUCCCUCGGGGCCAACCUUCUAGAGGUGGAGAUAUUGAGAUGGGAACUAAUGCUCCAAUGAAUUCGGGAGAUCUAGGCUUGGAAGAUUUUUUCAAAAAGGUCCAAGAGAUUGAAAAGCAAAAUGAGAAGCUUGAUAAGCUACUUAAGAAGCUCCAGGAUGCUCAUGAGCAGUCAAAGGCUGUGACAAAGGCUCCUGCCAUGAAAGCUAUCAAACAGCGAAUGGAGAAAGAUGUUGAUGAAGUUGGGAAAGUUGCCCGUCUUAUUAAAACAAAAAUCGAGCAGCUUGACAAAGAGAAUUUGGCAAAUAGGCAGAAGCCUGGAUGUGGAAAAGGAACAGGGGUAGACCGCUCAAGAACGGCGACAACCAUUGCUUUAAAGAAGAAGUUCAAAGACAAGAUGACUGAAUCUCAGACUUUAAGGGAGAAUAUUCAUCAAGAGUACCGGGAGGUUGUUGAGAGGCGUGUUUUUACAGUGACGGGCACAAGAGCUGAUGAAGAGACAAUUGAUAGAUUGAUUGAGACUGGAGACAGCGAGCAAAUUUUCCAGAAAGCAAUUCAUGAGCAAGGACGAGGCCAGGUAGUGGACACUGUCGCAGAAAUUCAAGAGCGCCAUGUUGCUGUUAGAGAUUUGGAGAAAAAGCUUCUUGAGCUACAACAGAUUUUCAUGGACAUGGCUGUUUUGGUGGAUGCACAAGGAGACAUGCUUGACAAUAUAGAAUCACAGGUCUCGAGUGCCGUAGAUCAUGUGCAGUCAGGAAAUACCGCACUUCAAAAGGCAAAGUCGCUACAGAAGAGCUCCAGGAAAUGGAUGUGCAUCGCCAUUAUCAUCCUUCUCAUAAUCGUUGCAAUCAUCAUUGUGGCUGUGGUCAAGCCAUGGAAUAAGAACAACGGUGCUUAGCUGGCAUGCCAUCUGUACACUGUAUAAAUGUAAGAUACGCGUCGAGACACUGAUACUUCUUGAACUCAUCCGUCAAUCUCUGUUAAAUUGUUUACCUUGUGUUUGAAAUCAGCUUCAAUUUCUGUUUGUUUAACAUUUUUUCAAGGAAAUGAUAUGUUUAUUUCACUGACAAA
Molecule: messenger RNA, 1417 nt
Organism: Tripterygium wilfordii
Lineage: Eukaryota; Viridiplantae; Streptophyta; Magnoliopsida; Celastrales; Celastraceae
Product: syntaxin-132-like
Exons: 13
Coding region: 318-1244 (308 amino acids)
Biological process (GO): exocytosis; intracellular protein transport; vesicle fusion
Cellular component (GO): SNARE complex; endomembrane system; plasma membrane
Molecular function (GO): SNAP receptor activity; SNARE binding
Source: RefSeq, a predicted model, not a curated record